Molecule: messenger RNA, 447 nt
Organism: Psylliodes chrysocephalus
Lineage: Eukaryota; Metazoa; Arthropoda; Insecta; Coleoptera; Chrysomelidae
Source: the annotation of a GenBank genome assembly
AUGCAACCAGUUGUGAAAUGCACGGCAAUUGAAGGAGAUGCAUUACUAGCAGUUGAUCUGAUGAACCUAAGUAACGAUCAGAAUUAUCUGUAUAGGAUCGUUUUGGCUGUAACAUCUGGUGAGUGUUCCCAGUAUUUAUCUAAUCUUCAGCCGGGCCCAAUUUCACAUUCGCGGUGGCUAACAACUGCUAGUAGAAUACUACGUCUAUAUAUUUCAUCUAAAAAACCUACCGAAAAUCUAAUAACGUUAGCCACUUAUAUCGUUAAAGUUUACGAACCAGUUUGGUUCGCGAUCAAAACUAAGCCAAGAUGUUGGGAUGGAGCACGACAUUUGUGGAAAAUUAUUUAUUUAAGAAGAUAUCUGCCUCAAGUUUUAAGAAACAUAAUUGAUCCAGUUAUUCAAAGGAAUGCAUACUUUUCACAUCCUACUACUAGCUAUGCUAAGUGA